Molecule: messenger RNA, 1862 nt
Organism: Exserohilum turcica Et28A
Lineage: Eukaryota; Fungi; Ascomycota; Dothideomycetes; Pleosporales; Pleosporaceae
Exons: 5
Coding region: 16-1782 (588 amino acids)
Molecular function (GO): N,N-dimethylaniline monooxygenase activity; NADP binding; flavin adenine dinucleotide binding
Source: RefSeq, a predicted model, not a curated record
GGGCACGCACUCACAAUGGCCGACAAACCCCCUGCCAUGCGCAUUGCCGUCGUCGGCGCUGGCCCGGGCGGACUGACCACCCUCAAGACGCUGCUGGAAGCCUCGACCCCCGACCGGCCCAUCGAGGCCGUCUUGUUCGAGGCCGAAAACCAUAUUGGCGGCACCUUUCACUAUCGUGCCUAUGAAAAUGCCGAGCUCGUGUCUUCCAAGCAGCUCACUACCUUUUCAGACCACCGCUUUCCCCUCUCUGCCCCAGACCACAUCUCUCUGCCCCAGUAUGUUGAGUACCUGCAGGCCUAUGUCGACAGGUUCGACCUCGAGCCGCGCAUGAAGAUGGGCUGUAGAGUUAGCAAGAUUGAGCUACUCGAAAAGUCUCCCGAGCAGCGCUGGAGACACCGCCUCACCUAUGUCGACAGCCGCAGCAACGGAAAGGAGCGUACCUUUGACUGCUCUCACGUGGCUAUCUGCACGGGGCUGCAUGUGGAGCCCAACAUUCCCACCAUUCCCGGCAUAGAAAAUGUCAGAGGCGAAGUCUUCCACUCGUCUCAGUACAAGAAGCGCGCCCAGCUUACCGGCAAAGACAUACUCAUUCUAGGCUGUGGAGAGACUGCCAUGGACAUUGCAUACGAGGCCAUGAAAGGCGACGCCAAUUCUGUCACCAUGUGUUUCAGAACCGGAUUCCUCUCCUUUCCAAAGGCCCUCUCUCGAUUCAAGGUUUUUGGCAAGCAGUUCAAGGGUGGCCUGCCCAUUGACGGCCUCAUCACCAAUCUCUUUGAAACUGCCUACGUCCACCGCGCCAUAGCCGCAAGCCGCUUCCGCUGGUUUGUUUCAGACUUUGUCAUCAAGCGUGUCUUAUGGUUCCUGACGGGCACCCAGGCAGGCAUGAAUCAACACGUUGGCGCACUGCCGCAUGACCGCUUAGGCAGAGCCUUCGUCUUCCUCAACAAGAGCAGCAAAGCCAUGCCGUACUUGAACAGGCCAUACCAAGAAAAACACCCCCUUGCUUUCUUGGGCAAUGGCUACGUUGAUCCACCCGAAGACGCACAGUCGAAGAAAUGGGUCGAUACCUGCACGUUCCCUGAACGAAUUGAUGAGUCUGGCAGGGUCGUUUUCGAAAAGCGGCCAGACCGCAAAGACUGGCGGCGCAUGAAGAGUAUUGAUGUGCGCCCCAACUGUGUAGUCUACUGCACUGGCUACAAGCAAUCUUUCUACUUUCUUGAUCCUUCGUACCCAACCUCAUCUGACGCCACCGUCCGCAAUAUUGUCUCACCGCGGGACCCAACCAUAUCUUUUAUCGGGUUCGUGCGGCCAGGCGUUGGCGCUAUCCCACCCAUUGCCGAACAGCAAGCCAUGUGGUGGACAGCACUCAUCACGAACCGAAUGCAACUGCCUACUGACCCUCCGCAUUACCAUCUCCUGGCCAAAGAGUCGUCGCGUAUCCAAUACGGAGUCGAUCACAGUGCCUACAUGAGUACGCUAGCCAAAGACUUUGGCGGCGCCCCAGGGUUACGGGAGUUGUACAACAUGCAUGGCCUGAAAGUGGUGCUCGUGUACGCAUUUGGUGCUAGCUUUGUGACCUUUUACAGGCUAGUGGGUCCGUUUAAGAGCGACGUUGCUCCCGAGAUUACAAGAACAGAGUUGGCAGAGACCAUUAUGCGCAGAGGCAUUCUCGGAAACUUGUUCUUUGGCGUGAUACCCAUGCUUUUUUACGGUCUCAUCAACUGCACUGCCUGGAUGCUCGAGCGCAUUGGCUUGAUAGCCAAGCAAAAGUCUGUUGUCUGAACCGUCCCGAGAAAGACACGUACGAAAGCGUAUUGCAUAACAAGAUUAAGACAUGGCAAUCUGUGCUAUAAGCCACAAAU